ACACUUCUGGAUCACAACUUUCUUCAUCCUCUUACAAUUUCUAAAAGUUGCAAAAUUAUAAUGACGAAUUUCAUUUUUGUUUCUAAUUUUAUUUUCUUUCUUCUUGUAUUUUUUUCUUUCUUCUUCUCUCUCUUCUUCCUUGUUCAUCGUCACUGUGUCUAUACCAUCUCUUCCUCCUCCAUUCCUAAGUCAAUAACAGGAAGCAUAUAUAGGCAAUACUUUCCUUCUCGUUUGUCUCUUCACCAAGAUAUCACCUCUUCCUUAUUUUCUUCAUAUAUAAUGUAAUGUAACAUUAUUAUUAUUUCAUCAAAUCAAAGACAUCAUACAAUCUUGUAGAGGAGGAUGAAGCGUGGGAAAGGCGACAAAAAGGGAACAAAGAACCGAGAUGUCAGCGGUCAAGUAGUUCCGCUCACUGAACCGGUGGUUGUAGCUACGCCUAUGGUUGGAACAAGAUCGUGGAUAGGAGGGCUCUUUACACGCUCCAGUAGACGUCAAGACAAGUCAAUCGACUACACUUUGUCUCCUCUUCAGGAGGAAAGACUUCAAAAGCUGCAAGAUCGUUUGCUUGUACCUUUUGAAGAGACACGUAUUGACCAUCAGGAAUCACUUAAAGCAUUGUGGAAUGCAUCAUUUCCGAACAUUAAUCUCACAGGCUUAGUAACAGAACAAUGGAAAGAUAUGGGAUGGCAAGGUCCCAAUCCAUCUACCGAUUUCAGGGGUUGUGGAUUUAUUGCUCUAGAGAAUUUGCUAUUUUCCGCAAGAACAUAUCCGGUUUGUUUCCGGAGACUAUUACUGAAACAAAGAGGCGACAGGGCAAAGUGGGAGUACCCUUUUGCAGUGGCUGGAAUCAACAUCUCCUUCAUGCUGAUCCAAAUGCUCGAUUUACAAAACACUCCAAAGCCGAAAUGUCUUCCAGGAAUGAAUUUUCUCAAACUCUUAGAAGAAGACGAGAAUGCAUUCGAUGUACUAUAUUGUAUAGCUUUCGCGAUGAUGGAUGCUCAGUGGCUUGCGAUGCACGCUUCUUACAUGGAAUUCAAUGAGGUAUUACAGGCGACUCGGAAUCAGCUAGAGAGAGAGCUUUCUUUGGACGAUACUCAUCGGAUUCAAGAUCUCCCUGCUUAUAAUCUCUUGUUCCAAUAGAGUUUUCUUUUACUUUCUUUUCUUCUAUUUAGAUUUAUGUAUUAACUGGAUUUAUGAAUGAAAAGAAACGAUAAUCAAUGAACCAAAAAUAAAAUAAAA
Messenger RNA from Brassica oleracea var. oleracea, 1239 nucleotides. Its product is annotated as ELMO domain-containing protein A. The coding region runs from base 343 to 1140 and encodes 265 amino acids. The transcript has 11 exons. The record is from RefSeq and is a predicted model, not a curated record. Lineage: Eukaryota; Viridiplantae; Streptophyta; Magnoliopsida; Brassicales; Brassicaceae.